Kickxella alabastrina is the source of this 1530-nucleotide messenger RNA. RefSeq lists its product as uncharacterized. Bases 71 to 1297 code for a protein of 408 amino acids. Gene Ontology annotation, biological process: response to heat; protein refolding. Gene Ontology annotation, cellular component: cytoplasm. Lineage: Eukaryota; Fungi; Kickxellomycota; Kickxellomycetes; Kickxellales; Kickxellaceae. The record is from RefSeq and is a predicted model, not a curated record. Gene Ontology annotation, molecular function: heat shock protein binding; ATP binding. The transcript has 2 exons.
CUUCUUCAAAAUUUCUUUUAUUUUUUUUUAACCAAGACAGCCAAUUUAUUACUAUUACUAUUUUCAAAGAAUGUUUGCAGCUAGAAUCGUUUGCAAGAGGCUGGUUCCCACAGCCGGUGCUUUUGUUGCGCCCUUACAACCAUCAACAACCACAACAACUGCCUCAGCAGCAGCAGCACACCAAUGGACUUCAGCCAAGCGCACCACCGGGCAGCCACGAUCCGCACACGGAUUCCACACCACGGCAGCAACCCGAAGCUCCUCUGACCUGUACAGCGUACUAGGUGUGAAGCGCGACGCAUCAGCGAGCGAGAUCAAAAAGGCGUACUACCAGCUAGCCAAGAAAUACCACCCGGACGCGAACAAGGCAGAGGAAGCCAAAGACAAGUUUUUAAAGAUCCAAGAGGCGUACGACACGCUGUCUGACGAAGGCAAGCGCAAAUCCUACGAUCAGUUCGGAACAGCCGAUCCGCAAGGCAUGGGCGGCGGGCCCGGUGGUCCUGGUGGGUUCGGUGGGUUCGGCAAUAUGGAGGAUAUUCUGUCGCAGAUGUUUGGCGGUGGAUUUGGCGCGCAGGGCCGGAGGGCUGGGCCAGGCCGCUCGGGCAGCAGCGGUAUGGGCGGCGGGUUCAUGGCGGUGGGAGACGACAUCGAGGCAGUGGCCAGCAUCGGGUUUAUGGACGCGGUGCGCGGGCUGCACACCACCAUCACGGUGACGCCGAUCGUCAAGUGCGAGCCUUGUGGCGGCGCCGGCACCAAAAAGGGCGCUAACGCCACACCGACGUUCAGUAUGGGCGGGUUCCACGUGCAGCAGCAGUGCCCGCAGUGCGGCGGCGAGGGCAGCUCGGUGAACGCCAGCGACCGGUGCACGUCGUGUGCCGGCAAGGGCCGCGUGCGGCAGCGCAAGCAGGUGGAAAUUGACGUGCCGCCCGGCUGUGACACUGGCAUGCGCAUUCGCAUUGCCCAAGCCGGCGACGCGCCAAUGGAGGGUGACGGCCCGGCUGGCGACUUGUUCGUGCGCAUCAAGGUUGCACCCAGCCCGGUAUUCCGCCGCAAGGGUGCUGACGUGUACUUGACGGCUGAUGUGCCGUUUACGACGGCUAUCUUGGGUGGCGCCGUGCGCGUGCCGACGGUCGACGGCGAUGUCGAGGUCAAGGUCAAGCCUGGAACGCAGCCCGGUGACGAGCUGAGGCUGCGCGGGAAGGGCAUCCGCAAGGUCGGGUCGCAGGCCAGGGGCGACCAGUACCUGGGGCUGCGCGUCAAGCUGCCAACCGAGCUGAGCGCGCGCCAGCGCCGGUGAUCGAGCAGUUUGACAGCGGCGAUGCCGCUGGCUCUGCCACUGCCGCCGAUGCCGCCGAUGGCCACCAUCCCAAGCCCAAAGAUCACACAGACAAGAAGGAGGGCAGCAUCUUUGACCGCAUCAAGGACCUUGGCAAGAAAAAGGACAAGGACAACAACUAGACACAACCUAUCCACCGUUUUGUCGUGGAGCCCAAGCUGCGAAACAUAAAAUUUAAUAAAAUGAAAUAGACA